This is a messenger RNA of Lipotes vexillifer (Yangtze River dolphin), 273 nucleotides long. It is a transcript of the gene HMGN4, whose product is annotated as high mobility group nucleosomal binding domain 4. Gene Ontology annotation, biological process: chromatin organization. Lineage: Eukaryota; Metazoa; Chordata; Mammalia; Artiodactyla; Lipotidae. Gene Ontology annotation, molecular function: nucleosomal DNA binding. The transcript has a single exon. Gene Ontology annotation, cellular component: chromatin; nucleus. The record is from RefSeq and is a predicted model, not a curated record. The coding region runs from base 1 to 273 and encodes 90 amino acids.
AUGCCCAAGAGAAAGGCAAAAGGAGAUGCUAAAGGUGACAAAGCAAAGGUGAAGGAUGAGCCACAGAGGAGAUCGGCCCGGUUGUCUGCUAAACCUGCCCCUCCAAAACCAGAGCCCAGGGCAAAAAAGGCCCCUGCAAAGAAGGGAGAGAAGCUGGCCAAAGGGAGAAAGGGGAAAGCAGAAGGCAACAAAGAUGGGAACAACCCUGCAAAAAACCGAGACGCCUCCACAGUCCAGUCACAGACAGCAGAAGGCACCGGGGAUGCCAAGUGA